Messenger RNA from Aspergillus homomorphus CBS 101889, 2076 nucleotides. RefSeq names its product glutaminase GtaA (gene gta1). Gene Ontology annotation, biological process: carbohydrate metabolic process. The record is from RefSeq and is a predicted model, not a curated record. Lineage: Eukaryota; Fungi; Ascomycota; Eurotiomycetes; Eurotiales; Aspergillaceae. The transcript has 8 exons. The coding region runs from base 1 to 2076 and encodes 691 amino acids.
AUGACUCGGUUUGUCUUAGGCUUUUUAGUGACGGUGCUGGUCUCUUAUGCAGGGGCCACGUCCGUCUUCUCUCCUGCUCGGCCUCCAGCAUUACCCUUGGCAGUCAAGUCGCCGUACCUAAGCACCUGGCUUGCUGCAGGAAGCGACGGAGGUAAUGGAGGAUAUCUGGCCGGGAAAUGGCCAACGUUUUGGGCUGGACAAAUCAAUGGUUGGGCUGGUAUGAUUCGCGUCGAUGGCACCGCUUACACUUGGAUGGGGUUGCCUGGAACCACCACGGUCAACCAGACUUCUUAUGUUUACACAUCCACGAAAAGCAUAUUCACCAUGAAUGUGGCCGACAAAGUGCAGAUGAACAUCACCUUUCUGUCCCCAAUCACACCACAUGAUCUCAAAAGACAGUCGCUCAUUUUCUCUUACGUUGCUGUCGAGGUUGCAUCGCUCGACGGCGAAGCUCAUGAUGUGCAGGUAUAUGCAGAUAUUUCGGCAGAAUGGACAUCGGGGGACCGCACAGCCACUGCAACAUGGGACUAUGGAACCACCGGCAACAAUGUUGCAUACCACAAAGUCAGCCGUCAGACCCCACUCGCUUUCUCUGAGACAAGCGACCAGGCGGACUGGGGAGAGUGGUACUGGGCAACAGAUGAGAACGAGAGUAUGACCUAUCAGUCAGGGAGAGAUGUCGAUGUCCGUGGCGCUUUUACUACGAACGGAACGCUAGGUAAUUCCAAGGAUGCGGAUUACCGCGCAAUCUCGACAAAUUGGCCGGUGUUCGCAUUCGCUCAUGACUUGGGGUCGGUCGACUCACCGGCCGCAGUACUGUUCUCCAUUGGGCUGGCCCAGACCGAUGCCAUGCAAUAUAACGGAACUGAUAACGGUUACGCCCCAUUGCCAUCGCUCUGGACAAGCUACUUUAGUGAUGGCCCUGCAGCUCUGGACUUCUUCCACAACGACUACGAAACCUCCUCUUCUCUCUCCACUGAAUUGGAUAACAAGAUCGCAGCCGACUCUGUAGCCGCAGCUGGUCAGGACUAUCUUACCAUCACUUCACUUACUGUCCGUCAAGCUUUUGGCGCGACCCAAUUGUGCGGCACGACAGCGGACCCUUACCUCUUCAUGAAGGAGAUCUCUUCUGACGGAAACAUCAAUACUGUGGAUGUCAUAUUCCCUGCCCAUCCGAUAUUCUUGUACACGAACCCAGAGCUUCUGGACCUUCUACUCAAGCCCUUAUAUGAGUUUCAGGAGUCUGGAAAGUAUCCCAACUCUUAUGCAAUGCACGAUGUUGGGAGCAACUACCCUAACGCGACUGGCCACGCUGACGGUAAGGAUGAGGCGAUGCCUCUUGAAGAGUGCGGAAACAUGGUUAUCAUGUCAUUGGCAUACGCUCAAAGGGCGGGCGACACGGCUUAUCUUGAAGCCCACUAUGACAUGCUGAAUAGAUGGACAAGCUACCUGAUUGAGGAUGCGCUUUAUCCAUCAAAUCAGAUUUCCACCGACGACUUUGCUGGUAGUCUAGCAAACCAGACAAAUCUAGCUCUGAAAGGGAUAAUCGGCAUUAAAGCCAUGUCUGUUAUCAGCAAGAGGACCGCCCACUCUUCUGAAGCUUCCAACUAUACAACCAUCGCUCAUAGGUAUAUCCGGCAAUGGGAGAAAAUCGGCAUUGCCCACAAUGCGAACCCUCCCCAUACGACACUUUCAUAUGGCGCCAAUAACUCUCAUGGUCUUUUGUACAAUCUUUACGCUGACCGCGAGCUGGGACUCGACUUGGUACCGAAAUCAGUGUACGAGAUGCAGAGUGCAUUUUAUCCUACGGUACAGAAUACCUAUGGAGUACCGUUGGACAGUCGUCACACAUAUACCAAGGGUGACUGGGAACUGUUCACUGCCGCAGUCGCGUCAACCAGCACGAGGGACAUGUUCAUCAAGCUCCUUGCAAACUGGAUUAACUUGACUCCAACCAAUCGAGCUCUUACUGAUCUCUACGAUACCACUAGCGGAAACUAUCCAUCAAUUACCUUUAUUGCUCGACCCGUCAUGGGCGGCGCUUUCGCUCUUCUACUCCUCAAUCAGGGCAACUGA